Messenger RNA from Amoebophrya sp. A25, 2924 nucleotides. The record is from the annotation of a GenBank genome assembly. NCBI's taxonomy places the organism in Eukaryota, Dinophyceae, Syndiniales, Amoebophryaceae.
UGUUCUGGUGUAAGUACAUUUUCGAUCGGAAUUACUUGCUCUCACGGGCUUGAUAUUGUAUUUACAACAAGCGCAGCACAGCUACAACAAAACUACAACAUCUACCUACUUCUUCUACAUGUAGUACAUUCUACAAGAACGAGCAAGAAAAUGUCCUUCAUGAUCACAAGCGAGAGUGAAGACGUGUCAUCCGAAGACACAGACAGCUCUUACACUUACGGCAGGCCUUAUGGAGUCUAUACUCAAGGCUGCCUUAAUAUUGAUAAUGCAUCACGUCGACCGGCAGCCGGCACUGUAUAUUGUGCUAGAUGAAGUAGAUUAAUUGUACUAUCUGUAUUAAUUGUAUUCAAAUUGUGCAUUCAAAAAGCAAUCUAUCUUCCAUAAGAGCAGCCUCUUGGUAAGUCCCGUUUUGCAAUGGGGAACGUCUGUGGGACCAAGAAGCUCCCCAGGAUCCUGGAUGUUAUUUUCUACAACUAGUAUGUACUAGUUCCGGUUCCCUCUAAAGAUGAUGUAAGAACCAGGUGGAACUUUUGAAGGAGACGUUGAGAUGGCGAGAGGAUCCCAAGACUUGUCCGCGUGCCUGCUCUACCGAGAACAACUGCUAUGCGCCUCUUUUGAACCCGCUUAACGAAGAGCUUUUGCGUUCCGGCGACUGGGAGACGGAUGUACGAAGAAGGCUCAUGAGUAAACAUCCUCGUGGUCUGUUGGAAGAAAGUAGUGAAGACUUCAAAAGGAUUCACCCACUAGAGUUCCUGGAGCAGGAGGCCGUCCGAUGGGUGAAGGACUGGGUGGAUGAGGAAGAUUCAGCUUCUAGUUUGUUUACAACGAUUCUUAAGGCAGACAAGAUCCGUGGUUGCUACUUUACAAUUAUUUAGAUUUACUAUCCUUCCUUUUUGUUUUUCUUUUCCUAGUUAGUUUGGCUCCACCCAUAUUAUAUAUACCGAUAGGUUCGCUCUUCAUCGGAGGUGCUUUCCAACUGGUUGGCCUCACGAGUAGACACUAAUAGCUACAUAAGAGGCACCAUGACAUGACACAACCGCAGAAGCAUCCUCGUCAGCACCGUCGGUCCCUGGCUCUCUUUUUACUUGAGAAAAGGAAGCCAGGGAUGCGAAUCCCGUUGAGGGAUGCGAACGCGAGGGUAGCUCUAAGAAUCGUUAUGAAACCCUGGCUGGUGAAGUCGAGACUGUAGGUCAGAUUCUCACAGAGGACGAUGCGUUUGAACUGAGGGAGCGAAAGCAGAGGGUUGUUAAAUUGUGGAGUGUGAAAAAAUGGGGAUAUUUUGCGGAUCUUUUAUUAAGUGUUGGAAGUUGGCAUGUCUAUGCGCAUCUCUAUGGCUUCUUCAGCGAGGAUGUCCAUAGAUGUGCGAGCGAGAGAUGCCAACUCUCAACCCCUAACUUGACUUGCCGAAGAAGAGGAGACAAGGAGACAAAAAGCUGCUUGGAUUGCAGAUCGGUGGACGAGGCAUAGGAAGAAGCACAAGGAACUACAAAGUGCUAGAGGUGAAAACAAGCCUUAUCUAUUUACCCCUACGUGUAGUCUUCGCCCAUUUCAAGCACUGUCCUCUCCGGUUCCAAGCCUAUUACCAGCCCGUGUCGUAGCUGAGACCAUUCAGCGGAAACUACACGUUCGCAGUGAGUUAGAGACUGGGAGAGAAGUCUUCACGAUGUUGCCCAUUCCCGAAGUGCAGUCUCGCGUUCCCGCGAUUCGUUUGGACGGCUUCGCCAAGCUCCUCGGGGAGCAAGAUGAUGAGGAAAAAAACGAAAGCUUGUUCGUCGGGGGUCCAGUUUCCGCUGAAGAGUCACUGAAUUACAUCCUCAGAAAGCACGUGGACAAGUGCUUACACAAGGAAAUGAGGAAAUAUGCUGCAAGCAUCAAAGAGGCAGCCGAAGAGGCGAAAGCGGAUCCUGUUUUGACUUCGCCCAUGGUACUGGCACAUGCCCGAAAGUUGCUAGUAGAAAAUACCAACCCAGAAGAUGGCAAUCUAGAGCUGCUGGAUCAAUUUGCUGCUUUGAACACAACCAAAGCAAUGAUUAAGGGUUACCGCAUUGCAUUCUUCACUACCAUCUUUGACUUUUUUUCCAGUAGGAAAAGGGUCAAGGAUGAUCUGAAGAAAGCAAUAUCGCAACCUCUAAAAUGAAGAAUAGUUUUGACGACGAUGAUACAUCAACCAAUAGCGACGACUCAGAUGAGGACGAAUGUUGCAACUGGGUCUUGGUGAAUCCAGGGGGUAGUGGAAGUGGAGCCUCCAAAGGUGCAGAUCAAGGCGAGGAAGGCGAAACUCCACUAGAACGUCCAAGUAGUCCAAAAGGACUAGGCCACGAGCAUGGCUAUCCUUCAUUCAAACUGGUCUUCGACAACAGACCUGGGAUAUUUAGCAUAUUUUACGGGUAGGUGUACUAACUAGGUAGUUCUUCACUUGCCGCAUACCCUCGUUAGGGGCUCAAGUUGAUCUCCUAAAUAAGCAAAAAACUAAUGGCUGUUCCCCAUUUUACGGGUAGGGGUACUAACUAUGAAUGUUAAAGGUGUCCCUGUUACAGUCGUUUCUUUUGCCUCUCCUACUGGACCGAGAAAGACAGAACAACAACAAACGGCAAACAGGAACACCAAAAGAAACCCUACCAACCUUUAAAUAUUCACCCGCAUCCACCUAUUUGCGGAGGAGAAUAGUAUUGCACCUCAUGGGUUAUAGUUUUCUAGAUGUUAGUACCCUGCAGGAGUAAGAGAUGGCAACCCUUCAUGCACAAGUUGAAGUUUGGAAUCCCACUUAAUAUGUAAAUAGAAGUUUUUCUUUCCUGCUGGAGAUGAAUUAUGAAGACGAGCGUUUGUAACAUCAAGACUCUCCCACUGUACCCUUCUAAUCAAAGGAACAGUUGAAAUCUUGCUUGUCCGUUUUAGCAGCAAGCUGGUACGCGAAAAAGUGCUAG